GUCGCCGACCCCGACGCCCAAAUAGUCCAGUCACGGCACGACUCACCAGUCACCAGUGGCAGACUGGCAGUAACUUGUUUUUUUUUUCUAAUUUCUAGAACCCUAAGUUUUAGUUUCCCUGUCAAAAGAAAAAAAGUUUCAGUUUCAUGUUUUUUUCAGUUUGCACAACACCACCACCACCGGUAAAAUUAUAGUAGCGAGAGAUGCCGUCAAUGGCUAAUUCACAAUUUAGGCAACCCAACGGCAUCGUUUCGAACAAUGAUUCCAGGAGGCAAAAGAUUUUGCAGCAACGAAAAUCUCUUCCAAUUGCUGUUGUUGAGAAACGACUAAUUGAAGAGGUUCGCAAUAAUCACACUCUGAUUAUUGUUGGUGAAACUGGAAGCGGCAAAACUACUCAAUUACCUCAGUUUUUGUUAAAAGCCGGCUUCUGCCGUCAGGAAAAAUUGAUUGGGGUUACUCAACCUAGGCGUGUUGCUGCUGUCACUGUGGCUAAAAGAGUAGCUGAGGAAUGUGGUGUGCAAUUAGGGCAAAAGGUAGGAUAUUCAGUUCGAUUCGAUGACAUGACUUCUGGAUCAACGAGGAUCAAGUACAUGACAGAUGGAUUAUUAUUAAGGGAAGCAUUAUUGGACCCAUACCUAUCUAAAUAUUCAGUUAUUGUUGUUGAUGAAGCUCAUGAGAGAACUGUUCACACUGAUGUGUUACUGGGCCUGCUGAAAAAUGUUCAGAAAGCUAGAUCUCAAACUGCAAACGAGUUAGUUGAUCAAAUCAAGAUAAAUAAUGACACAAAGUUGGAGAAAGAUAAUGGGACUCAAAUGGCCUCCCCGCUCAAGCAAUGCCAAGGUGCAAAACUUCCUCCUCUAAGGCUGAUAAUAAUGUCUGCCAGCUUGGACGCACGUAUAUUCUCUGAGUACUUUGGUGGUGCAAAGGCUGUUCAUGUUCAGGGAAGACAAUUUCCUGUUGAUAUAUUUUAUACUCUCCAUGCUGAGACAGAUUAUGUUGAGGCAGCAAUGGUGUCAAUAUUUCAGAUUCAUUUGGAGGAGGCUCUUGGUGAUAUACUUGUAUUUUUGACUGGUCAAGAAGAGAUUGAAUCUGUAGAGGGGCUUGUGAGAGACAAAUUGCCACAAUUACCUGAAAGCAGUCGGAAUAUUGUGACCGUCCCUAUUUAUGCAUCUCUUCCCUCAGAACAGCAAAUGAAAGCUUUUAUGCCUGCGCCAGCUGGAUCUCGUAAGGUAAUACUGGCAACAAACAUUGCUGAGACAUCGGUGACCAUACCAGGAAUCAAAUAUGUUAUAGACCCUGGAGUGGUGAAAGCCCGCAACUAUAAUCCACGUACAGGGAUAGAAUCACUAAACAUUAUUCCUACUUCAAAAGCACAGGCUCUUCAAAGGAGUGGACGUGCAGGGCGUGAAGGACCUGGAAAAUGCUUCCGCCUUUACACAGAGAGAGAAUUUGAGAAACUUGCGGAUUCCACAGUUCCAGAAAUUAAGCGUUGCAAUCUCUCAAAUGUCAUUUUGCAGCUGAAAGCUCUUGGUGUUGACGAUAUUAUUGGCUUUGACUUCAUGGAAAAACCUUCACGGAUGGCAAUUGUGAAGUCUCUGGAAGAACUAUUCUUGCUUGGUGCUCUAACAGAGGAUUAUAAGCUUUCAGAUCCUAUUGGGCUUCAGAUGGCUAGGCUUCCAUUAGAUCCUAUAUAUUCUAAGGCUCUCAUUCUAUCUAGUCAAUUCAACUGCCUGGAGGAAAUGUUGAUAGCAGUCGCAAUGCUCUCUGUUGAAUCAAUUUUUUUUACACCACGUGAAAAGCAAGAAGAGGCUAGGACUGCAAUAAGACGAUUUUCAAGCCCUGAGGGGGACCACAUAACCAUGAUUAAUGUGUAUAAAUCAUGUGAUGAGUUUUUGGAGAGCGGCAAUGCAAAAAGCAGCAAGGAAAAAACAUUUAAGAGUAUGAAGAAAUGGUGCAAAGAAAAUUUUGUAAAUGGUCGCUCAUUGAGGCAUGCUCGUGAUGUACACUGCCAAAUCCGAGGCCAUGUUGAACAAAUGGGCCUUCGUAUUGCUUCAUGUGGAGGGGAUAUGCUUCUAUUUCGCAGAUGCCUUGCAGCUUCCUUUUUCCUCAAUGCUGCCUUGAAACAGCCUGAUGGUACCUAUAGGGCCUUGGCAAGCAGUCAAAUGGUGCAAAUCCACCCUACUUCUGUGUUGUUUCGGGCAAAACCAGACUGCAUAAUAUUCAAUGAACUUGUUAGAACUAACCAGAACUAUAUCCGCGACGUAACUAGGAUCGAUCCGAUGUGGUUGACAGAACUGGCUCCUCAUUUUUAUGCCGCACAGUAACAUUUUGUACAAUGGAGAAGAGAAGCAGCGGAUGAUACUUGCUUCAGCAACUGGAGAAGCAGCUGGAAUCUUCUGUCCAUGAACUUUUUGGCACUUGUGGGGCAAUGCAUGACCUAUUCACUGAGAGCUGGUUUACAAUUGUUGUUUUUCAAUGGGAUCCCAAGUCUUUGCAUAGCUGAAGCCUGCUUUUUGUUGGAGCCUCGAGAAGACUGUUGGGGAGUACUGGCAUAUUCAAUGAUGCAGUUACAGUGAAACUGCAGUCUGGUAUUUCUAGCAGGUUGAACUUGGAAGUUCAUGCAUCUGCGACGAAAAGCAGCUCGAAAGGAGAAUAUUGCGAUGAUGAUGAUUGAUCUGUUCUCUUCAAUCUCGAUUGUUUGCGCAUGAACAUUGAGGAAUACACUGGGAAGCCAGUUGCAGGAACCCUCAACAAAGUCAACAGUAAAAGGUUACUAUUAGUGCGGUUGAUGUGAAAUGUUUGUGUUCUUCCCUUAUAUUAUAGACAUGUAAUUAUACAUGAACAACCUACUAUGUAUUCUUAAUAAAAUGAUUUUUAGGGAUUUUCUA
Molecule: messenger RNA, 2888 nt
Organism: Beta vulgaris subsp. vulgaris (sugar beet)
Lineage: Eukaryota; Viridiplantae; Streptophyta; Magnoliopsida; Caryophyllales; Amaranthaceae
Product: pre-mRNA-splicing factor ATP-dependent RNA helicase DEAH10
Exons: 14
Coding region: 204-2324 (706 amino acids)
Biological process (GO): positive regulation of transcription by RNA polymerase I
Cellular component (GO): nucleolus; intracellular anatomical structure
Molecular function (GO): RNA binding; ATP binding
Source: RefSeq, a predicted model, not a curated record